GGAAGAAGGCACUUUUUUUACGCUGGCGGAAUGCGGCAGGUGUAGCGUGGGAGCCACCCAUCGAGGCGAACUCCUGUCAGGCGGAAUAGUGCAGCCUGUCAUUGUGCAGCAGCGCGCCGAAGAGGAACCACUAACUGGGUUUAUUGUGUGAGGACGACACAGGAGGAGGACUGCAGAGGUUUGCUGUCUUGAGUGAAUGGUUGACCUUUCACCUCCAGCAGCUCCAGACAGAGACUGAGCACGAGCUCAGCAACUUACAGAAGAAGAACUUGCACUUUGAAGGCCGCCUGCUCCAACUGACCUCCAAACUGUUUGUGCUGCAAGAGAAGAAGAAACAAAUCCAGCAAGAAUUCACAAGUAACCCCACCCGUCAGACGUCCACUGAGCAGUUGUAUGCUUGUCAGGAGCUUCAGGCCUCCGUUGCUGAGAGUUUGGUCCAGGUCGAGAGGCUUGUGUUUCAAAAGGAGGCACUGAGCGCGCUCCGUAACCUUCUGAGGCAAGACCUGCACAGAUAUCAGGAAGAAAGUACGAGGCUAACAAGUUUUACAGCAACCAUACGCAACCACUUGCACAAGUCCAAAGAAGAAGACGACAACCCGAGUGUCCCCAGCAUGCAGGAAAAGAAUGAGACAGUGCAACAAAGUGACAUGCAAACGCCAGAGUCUCCUUCCCGCUCGCCACUUAGUCCUCUGCAGACCAGCAACAAAGGAGAGGCCAAUCAGAACUGGAGAGCCAGUCAGAAGAACGCGGGCCUCUCGAAUCUUCAGCGAGCUGGCAGUGUCAAAGAUCUAAUCAGUAAAUUCUCUGGUCCAGAUUGCGACCCGUAUCUCAGGUCUCCCCAUAGUCUUUGUUCUGCGGCAGGAAGAGCUCAAAAGCCCACUUCCUCUGAGACUACCUGUCCUCCAAAGUCAAAGUUAAAGUCGGGUCCGACCGUUAUCGGUCAAGACCACAAGCCAGUUCCAAGCAUCUCUGUGACUCCUCCGUCCAAGGAAGAUAGUCAGAGUGUGGUGGUGUUGGCUCAGAGAGUCGUCCAAACUAGCCAGAUAACCGCAAGGAUUGAUUGUCCAGUAGGGAGCGGCGGUGAGAGGACAGAUUCAAACAAAAGCACAGACUCUGGUAGAGAUUCAGUGGCGGACUCUGGGAUGGGAUCGGAGCCUGAAAGUGAUGCCAACAAGCAGCCGGACAGCCUGUCAGAGGAGGAGCCCUCCACUCCCCGAGUCGUGCCACCCAGCCCCAAAUAUCAGAUGUUCCUUGACAACGAGCUGAAGACCAACGGCUUGAGUAGCAGGGAUGCAGAUGGUCUCGGAGGCGGGGGGUUACUGGGGGAGAACGGAGCCAAGCUGUCCCGGUGGGAGACCACGCGACCAGGCAGCUACCUAGGGUCCUUGGAGUCCAUCGCCUCGCGGGACCUGGACUUUGAUCGGACAAGUGUGGUGGAAAACCCCGGUCGAGUCUUCAACAGUCCCUACGGCAUCAACAUGAACACGCACCACUUGUCCGGAAUGUCUCCCGCCACCUCAGAAUUGAACCUGCACACCUACGGCCAAAGCAACAAUCCAGUGCCAAUGUCGGGGCCCAACCUCAUCCCCCAUCGCACACGAUACUCCGCAUACGACGCUCUGAUGAGGAGGAGGAACGACAUCCCCAACCCUGUGAUUCAAAACCACUACAGCUUACGAUCGUCCACAAUGGGCGGCCUCAGCAGGAAAGACUUCAUUGAGGAACUGACCAAACAGUUGGAUGCCUGUCAGAAGCGUAAUCAGUUCCUGGAGGCCGAGAGUGUUGAGAUGGAGAAAGAGAGGAACCAGAUCAGGUUUGAAAUGCGUGGCCUGCUGGUGAACAACGAAGACCUGCUGAGGACCAACACUCAGCUGGCCAAUGAGAUGAAAAGAAUGAGAGAGCAGAUAUUAGAGAUGGAGAGAACCAAUCAGGUCCUGGCGGAGAAACACAGAGAGAUGGAGAUUGAGGUGAAGCAGGCCCGCGACAUGAUGCUGGAGGCCAACACCCAGGAGUACGCCUUCAACUUCCUCCAGCAGUCCCUGAAAAACCAGAUCCAGGAUGCUGAGGAGAGCCUGGAGAAGCAAACUCUGCAUUCUCAGUCUCUGGCGGAGAAGCUGUGGCUUGCAGAGAGACAACUGGAGGAGCUGGAAGUGGACAAGGACAGCAAACACAAGAAGACCUCGGAACUCCACAGCACCAUCCUUAGACUGGAGACAGAGCUGGCAGAGGCCGUGCAGACGUCCACCCAGUCCUCAGCAGAGUUACACCUGCAGCAGAAAUUGCGUCAGGAGGACCAGAUGAGGGUGGAGGAGCUGGAGGAGACCUUGCUGGAGAAGGAGCAGGAGCUGCAGAAGUACCAAGCUAUCGCCAACCGCUUGCAGGGAGAGGUGUCAGGCAAGCUGAUUGACAAGGAGCGCACGCUGGAGGAGGAGAUCCAGCUGAGAGAGAGGCUCCAGCUGCAGUGCAAGCAGGCGGAGAGGACCGUGGACGACCUCCACAUGGAGCUGCAGGCCACCAUCCAGGCCAGAGAUGACCUGGCCAAGCAGUUUAAACAGGCUCAGGAAAAAUUGAUCGACCUGGAGACCGACGUGGAGGAGCUGCACGACAGCGAGCAGAGAUGGGCCGCCAAGCACAAGAGAGCUAUUGAUCAGAUGGAGCAGCUGCAGAUGAAGGUCAUUCAGGAGAAAGAUCUGAACGACCAGCUGGAAACGGAGAGAAACAUCAUGGAGAGACAGUACCGUGAUCUCCGCGUGGAGUUGGACGACCUUCAGAGUUCCAAACCUUCGGAUGAUCUUAUCUCCAAGUCGGAGAGCCGAGUCAAAGAGCUGGAGAACGCUCUCAGGACUGAGGAGAGGAGUAAAGCUCUCCUUAACAACAGCAUUGGCAAACUGGAGAGGAGGAUCAAUGAACUGGGCGAUCAGAUGGAGGAGGAGCACAGGAUAGCCACUGAGCAGAAGGACCUGAUGGCCCAGAGGAUCCGCACUCUGAAGCGGCAGCUCAACGAGACGGAGGAAGAGGCCAGCCGAAGAGACACACAGCUGCGUCACACUCAGCGGGAGCUGGCGGAGGAGAGGGAGUCCAAUGGACGACUGCAAAGGCAGAUGAUAGAACAACAUGUUAAUCGAAAGGACACCCUGACAAUUCGUCACACUCUGGAUAACCUGCGGCUGGGCCUCGACGUGGACGAGGACGGCGAGGUGGAGCCAACACGCGAAGAACAGACGGAGGAGAAACAAGAGAAAACGCCGGAACAGAUCAGUAAGGUCACUGAGGUCUAACAUCGGUGCGUUUCGGAAGAGGGAGGAGGAUUCCAGAGGGCACGUUCUAUCAGUGCCUUCAACACUUAUCAGCAUCAGAACAUACUAGUAUUAAAUAUUCCAUGGUGUUUUCACUGGGUUAUUGUUGUAUUCCACAGCUUAGUUCUUGUUAAGUAGAACUCACACAUGAACCGUAUUGUACCAAGUCACAUGACAUAUCUGCAGGUCUGAUACAAACAUGACAAUCCCUAACGUCAAAUGUUGACCAGAAUGAUGCCUUGAUUUGGAUUUUAGAUUUAAACGUAUAAAAAAAAAACACUCUGCGAAAACAUAAAAGCCUUUUCUUGCACAAUUUACUGCAUCGACAAUUCUGCUUUUGCAAAGAUAAUACAGUGGAACCCGCUUCAGUCGACAACCCAACUUUUCAAUUAACUCCUCAAGUCCCAGUCCACUGCAUUCUUACUAAAAAAAACA
This is a messenger RNA of Entelurus aequoreus (snake pipefish), 3731 nucleotides long. RefSeq names its product cingulin-like protein 1. The record is from RefSeq and is a predicted model, not a curated record. Bases 612 to 3278 code for a protein of 888 amino acids. NCBI's taxonomy places the organism in Eukaryota, Metazoa, Chordata, Actinopteri, Syngnathiformes, Syngnathidae. Gene Ontology annotation, cellular component: myosin complex. The transcript is spliced from 22 exons.